Messenger RNA from Alternaria novae-zelandiae, 1326 nucleotides. RefSeq lists its product as uncharacterized. The coding region runs from base 1 to 1326 and encodes 441 amino acids. Gene Ontology annotation, biological process: transmembrane transport; intracellular polyamine homeostasis. The transcript is spliced from 2 exons. The record is from RefSeq and is a predicted model, not a curated record. Gene Ontology annotation, molecular function: polyamine transmembrane transporter activity. NCBI's taxonomy places the organism in Eukaryota, Fungi, Ascomycota, Dothideomycetes, Pleosporales, Pleosporaceae.
AUGGUGUUGCAAGAGAUCAGCGUAGCUUUCAAUGCAACGGAGACAGUAACCAACAUGAGCGUUGCUGUGUACAUGCUUAGCAUGUCAAUUUUCCCGUUGUGGUGGAGCUCCUUCUCAGAACGAUUGGGUAGACGAACGAUAUACAUCACCUCGUUCAUACUCUUCGUAUUGUUCGCUAUUCUCUCUGCGAUCAGCACAAGCAUCGCUAUGCUGAUCGUCUUCCGUGUUCUGUCUGGAGGCGCAGCGGCAUCCGUACAAGCUGUAGGCGCAGGGACUAUCGCUGAUGUCUGGGAGACGAAAGAGCGCGGAAGGGCAAUGGGCAUCUUCUACCUUGGACCACUCUGUGGACCUCUCUUCGCGCCCAUUAUCGGUGGCGCUUUGGGGUCAGGACUAGGCUGGCGAUCAACACAAUGGUUUCUGGUCAUCUACGGCGGGCUGACACUGAUCUUUAUCAUAUUUGCUCUUCCGGAGACCCUGCACCGAAAAGAGAAACCGUCCGCCGACCCAACGGCCCUACCCAACAACGAUGCUGGGAAAGAGCAAAGUACAACGCUCGGAAGAAGUACCACACGUGCCUCCACUGUCCAGAAGACUAAGAGCAUAUUACUACACCUACGCCACAUCUUCAUCGAUCCACUGCGCAUCAUAGCAUGGCUCCGCUUCCCACCCGUCUUCCUAACCGUUUACUACGCCAGUAUAACAUUCGGCUGCCUCUACAUCCUCAACAUCAGCAUCCAAUCCACCUUCGCCGCUCAGCCCUACUCCUUCUCCACCCUCAUAAUCGGCCUACUUUAUAUCCCCAACUCGGUCGGCUACCUCCUCGCCUCACUCUUCGGCGGCAAAUGGAUCGACAGCAUCAUGCACCGCGAAGCACGGAAAGCAGGCCGCUACGACGACAGAGGCAAACUCAUCUUCCGCCCCGAAGACCGGAUGAAGGAGAAUGCGUGGAUCGCUGCUAUCCUCUGGCCUUCGGCUCUUAUCGUCUAUGGUUGGACCGCGGAGAAGGGUAUCCACUGGAUUGUGCCUAUGAUUAGUAACUUCUUCUUUGGCAUAGGCAGUAUGCUUAUCUUUGCGUUGGUCAAUACCAUGCUCACGGAGUUCAUGCCCAGACGCGCUGCGUCCGGAAUUGCACUGAACAACUUCGUGAGAAAUAUCUUCUCUUUCACUGGCGCGGUGGUUGCGGAACCGAUAUUGAGUGCGAUAGGAAACGGGUGGUUGAUGACGAUUCUGGGCAUUUGGAGUGUGGUCACGGGGUGUAUGGCGCUCUAUGCGAUGGGCAGAUGGGGUGAGAAGUGGAGGGAAGCUAUGGUCAAGGUUUUGGGGUGA